This is a messenger RNA of Drosophila melanogaster (fruit fly), 616 nucleotides long. RefSeq lists its product as uncharacterized. The coding region runs from base 25 to 399 and encodes 124 amino acids. NCBI's taxonomy places the organism in Eukaryota, Metazoa, Arthropoda, Insecta, Diptera, Drosophilidae. The transcript is spliced from 2 exons. The record is from RefSeq and is marked reviewed.
UAGAGAAACUCUGGAGCAUAUUUCAUGAGACGAUGCAAGACAAUUCAAAUGCUGUUCCUCUGUUUGAUGAUGAGAAUGCGAGAAAGUCAUGAGCGGCCCACGCCGAAAAAUCUGCUGGAACAAAUGCUGCCUGCUGACACCUUUGACGUUAUCCGGAGAAUACCUCGCUCCGAUGAACCCGGUCCGGAUGCCAAAGGGGACCUGAAGCUGUUGCAUGCUCCCUGCGAGUUUGACUUGAUAAGAUACACAUCGAUUAACCACUAUCCCAUUUAUUGCCUGCCCGUCUACACAAAUCGGCACGUGAACGAGGACUGGUAUCGACUUUAUAGGACCUACGACACCGAGGGAUUUGUUUUCGGGCAGUUUUACGAGCGUCUCCAGCGGUACGAGUUGGACUGAAUUAAUGCCCUUUUUCAGAAAGAAUAAGAUUUAGACAAAAUCUGUGAUAUCGAUACUGUGGUAGCGUUGCAGAGAUCCCAAUCGCGUGUGUGGCGAAGGACGCAGACAGAUAACACAUUCCUCCGUGCUGAAAAUCAAUUAUAAUUAGUCGUGGGAAACAACUAAAAGAAUAUAAAAAUGGCCCGUUGGUUUAUAAAAAAUAUAAUACUUUAAUCUG